Messenger RNA from Eremothecium cymbalariae DBVPG#7215, 540 nucleotides. RefSeq names its product ribosomal P1 beta domain-containing protein (gene RPP1B). Gene Ontology annotation, cellular component: ribosome; cytosolic large ribosomal subunit. Gene Ontology annotation, molecular function: structural constituent of ribosome; ribonucleoprotein complex binding; protein kinase activator activity. The coding region runs from base 1 to 540 and encodes 179 amino acids. NCBI's taxonomy places the organism in Eukaryota, Fungi, Ascomycota, Saccharomycetes, Saccharomycetales, Saccharomycetaceae. The record is from RefSeq and is a predicted model, not a curated record. Gene Ontology annotation, biological process: cytoplasmic translation; translational elongation. The transcript has 2 exons.
AUGCAAUUUUGUGACUGCUCCACCCGUACAUACACACCCACACACCCCAAAUAUGAACAUGGAUGGUCGCCGCGAGACAGAGAGCCGCUCCCAUCCUUGCUCUACUGGUGGAACACCAGUGAUCUUUGGAAAAUAACGAAAGUUCCCAUGCAUAUAAUACGCUGCGGGUCCGCAACUUCACCUACAAGAACACAAAGUAUUAACGCCAAAACUAUAGCCAUGUCCGACUCUAUCAUCUCUUAUGCCGCUUUGAUCUUGGCUGACGCCGGUUUGGAAGUUUCUGCUGACAAUUUGUUGGCUUUGACAAAGGCUGCCGGUGCUUCCGUUGACAACGUCUGGGCUGACAUCUUCUCCAAGGCUUUGGAAGGCAAGGACGUCAAGGACAUCUUGUCCGGUUUCCACGCUGCUGGUUCCGCUUCCGGUGCUUCUGUCGGUGCCUCUACCACUGGCGCUGCUUCUGACGAAGCCGCUGCAGAGGAGGCUGCCGAAGAGGCUGCAGAAGAAUCCGAUGAUGACAUGGGUUUCGGUUUGUUUGACUAA